This is a messenger RNA of Equus caballus (horse), 982 nucleotides long. The record is from RefSeq and is a predicted model, not a curated record. Lineage: Eukaryota; Metazoa; Chordata; Mammalia; Perissodactyla; Equidae.
UUGUGGUUUAACAGUAAAUGCUAUGGCAACCUUGAACUCCAGCAAUUCCCUGUCUUCCACAUUCUAUCUCACAGGUAUCCCUGGAUAUGAGGAAUUUCACCACUGGAUUUCCAUCCCAUUCUGUCUCCUCUACCUGGGUGGAAUAAUGGGUAACUGCACCAUCCUGCAUAUCGUGCGGAGAGACCCCAGGCUCCAUGAGCCCAUGUACUACUUCCUGGCCAUGCUUUCUCUCACUGACAUGGGCAUGUCCAUUCCCACAAUGUUAUCACUUUUCAGGGUGUUGUGGUCCAUUUCCAGGGAGAUCCAGUUCAACAUCUGUGUGGUCCAAAUGUUUUUCAUUCACACUUUCUCCUUCACUGAAUCAUCUGUGCUGUUGGCCAUGGCCCUUGACCGCUAUGUGGCCAUCUGCCACCCUCUGAGAUAUGUGACCAUUCUCACCCCAAGACUUACCACUAAAAUUGGAAUUGCAGCUUUUCUUAGGAGUGCCUUACCCAUGAUUCCACUUCUGGCUCGGCUGCCCUUCUUUCCCUUCUGCCACUCCCACAUCCUUUCUCAUUCCUAUUGUCUGCACCAAGACAUUAUUUGCCUUGCCUGUGCUGACACCAAGUUUAAUGUUAUAUACGGGAUGAUCGUGAUCACUAUGCUGUGGGGCAUGGACUCUCUGGGUAUUUUUGUUUCUUAUGUGUUCAUCUUUCACUCAGUAUUAAAGAUUUCAUCUCGUGAGGGGAGAUUUAAGUCCCUCAACACAUGUGCAUCCCAUAUCUGUGCUGUCCUCAUUCUAUAUGUGCCUAUGAUUGGGCUAUCUAUCAUCCAUCGUUUUGGCAAACACUCUUCCCCACUCAGUCUCAUCCUCAUGGGUCAUAUCUACUUAUUAGUUCCACCUGUGCUCAACCCAAUCAUCUAUAGUGUGAAGACUAAGCAGAUACGCCAAGGAGUUCUCCACCUUUUUCUCCCACAAAAGAUCAGUUCUGCUGUGAUAUAG